AUGGCUCUUAAGAAAUUGCAGAUGGAAAGAAAAGAGAUAAAUCAACUUCAGGACCAGUACAGUCAGAUCAAUCCCAAAGAAAUAGAGACAUUCUCUGACUUCCCUCUGAGUAAAAGAACGCUGUCUGCUCUUGAAGAGGCUGGCUACAAGGUUCCUACUGAGAUCCAGAAAGGGGCGAUAGGUCUGGCCUUACAGGGCCACGAUGUCCUAGGUGCAGCCAAGACCGGUUCUGGCAAGACUUUAGCAUUCCUGAUUCCAAUAUUGGAGUGUCUCUACCGGAACUCCUGGUCCGUACCCGAUGGUCUUGGGGCUCUUGUCAUCUCGCCUACGAGGGAGCUAGCUUAUCAGACGUUUGAAGUACUGUGUAAAGUAGGAUCAAAGCAUGACUUCUCCGCUGGGCUCAUCAUCGGAGGAAAGGACUUGAAGACUGAGAUGGAGAGGAUCCCGAAGACCAAUAUUGUUGUGUGUACUCCAGGGAGACUCCUACAACACAUGGAUGAGACGGCCUGCUUUGAGAGCCUAAAUCUGAAGAUGCUAGUCCUUGAUGAAGCAGAUCGUAUUCUCGACCUUGGUUUUCAGAAGACAAUGGACGCCAUCUUGGAUCAUCUUCCAUCUGAACGACAGACUUUACUCUUCUCUGCAACCCAAACCAAAUCGGUACGUGACCUGGCAAGACUCAGCCUUCUAGAACCCAAGUAUGUUGCUGUCCAUGAACAUCAUACUCACAGUACACCGGUUCAGCUAGAUCAGAGUUACAUUGUAUGUGAGUUGGAGCAGAAGCUGGAUGUCUUGUAUUCUUUCCUCAAAGCCCACUUAAAACAGAAGAUUUUGGUCUUCAUGUCCAGUUGCAAGCAGGUCAAGUACGUGUUUGAGGUCCUUGUUAAGUUGAACCCCGGUAUCACGGUGAUGGGGCUAUAUGGUUCCAUGCAUCAGCUACGGAGGGUAGCGGUGUACGAGGAGUUCUGCGUCAGAGAUUCAGCCGUACUCCUAGCCACUGACAUAGCUGCUAGAGGAUUAGACUUUCCUGCAGUGAACUGGGUCGUUCAGUUAGACUGCCCGGAGGAUUCCAGUACCUACAUACACCGAGUGGGCCGGACGGCCAGGUACGAGAAGGAUGGCGAGGCUCUCCUCGUUCUCCUUCCAUCGGAAGAGGAUGCUAUGGUGGCUGAGAUGGAGAAAAGGAAAAUUCCUGUUGAGAAAAUUGAAGUCAAUCCAAACAAGAAGUUUGCUAUAGAGAAAAAACUUCAGUCUUUCUGCGCACAGAGUGUAGACCUCAAGCAAUCAGCUCAGAGGGCCUUCAUUGCUUAUCUCAAAUCAGUCUACCUUAUGAAGAACAAGGAUAUCUUUAAUGUUCAUGUGCUUUCUCUUGACAACUUUGCAAGGUCUCUUGGUUUAGCAGUGGCCCCGAGGGUGAGAUUCAUCCAGAAUGCGGAGAAGAGAAAACAAGAGCAAAGCAAGAAAUCAAACAAAAACCAACAGAGAAUAUCAGAAACCACAUCAUCCAAAACUACCUCAGAGUCAAACCCAAAUGAAAGAACUUUACAGGAGGACUCACAAAAAGAGGAUAUCAGAAGAGAUGAAAGGAGAAAAGGAAGGACUGAAGAUGAAAGUGAUGAAUCGGAAGAAGAGGACGAGUCGGAUGAUGAGGAGGCCCCGGGAGCAGGAAGGGAUGGAGAAGGAGGAGAUGGUUUCCAUGACGAUGCUGAUGAGGAGGAUGACUUGCUAGUUAAGAAAGACAUCGAUGCCAAACAGAUUCCUGCCGAAGAUGCCAAUGAUGAUGAUCUCCUAGCUCCUGGUAGGCGUUCUAAGAAGUCUGAAAAAGCUCUGACCAAGUAUGCUCUGGCUAAGAAGAUCAGGAAGAAGAACCUACAAGUCAACACCAAGAAGGUCUUUGAUGAAGAAGGAGAGGUUGAAGGUCAGUGGCCACUAGCUCAACCCAAUGUAGCAUCUCGUCUCCAUGGUGAUGAGGAGGAGGAUGGAGGAGGCAUUGACAUCGAGAAGGCCAAGAAGUUUAUGGAGGAAGAGGAUAAACACGAUAAGCAACUCUUCAAAGAUCGGAUCAAGCAAAAGCAUUUGGAAAGGAAGCUAAAGGAAAAGAAAUUAAAGAAGUCAAAUAGAAAAAAACAAGACAGUGAUGAUGAGGAUGAAGGUGUCAGUCUUGGUAUCAGCCUGGAUGAUCAUCAAGAGUUUGAUCCGAUGAGCCUCCCAGAUCCUGAUGUCUACUCCGCUUUUGUUUCUGAUGACGAUGAUAGGGAUGCUAAUUCUCACAAAGAUGAAGAAGAGAACAGUUCUCAGAAACAAUCACAAAAGAAAUCGAAAUCCUCAUCAAGCCCAACCAAGAGGAAAACAGUCAAAGAGAAAAGCGAGAAGAAGAAGAAACGGAAGAUGAUGGAUGUAGAGGAUGAUGAUGUUGCCAUGGAUACAGGAUUAUCAUUAGAGGAUGAUGAACAAUUAGCACUCCAUAUGCUCUCUGUUAAUAGAUUCUGAGAUCAAGUGGAGAUAUUGACUGUAUUUAAAUCAUGACGACAUAUUUGAAUCACAUGCGACAGUCAGCUGAUCAUGAUUUCACUUUUGUUGGAAGACUGACGAAUGGCCUUCCAUACAUAGGGGUGAUUUCAUAUCAGGGGAUGUCGCAAAACAUUUUGAUAUUUAUGAUCCAUUGCAAAUAUCAAUAGUAAAUCUACAGGAUCAAUUGAAACUUGAAGCUCAUCAAUUUCUUUUUCCUGUUGUAAGAAGCUGACAAGUAUUACAAGCAAAUGCAAAUUAACAGUAAAAACUGUAACAAGUCUUGUGAUUAAUUUGGGGAAACAUGUUUUGUAAAUGAUUGUAAGUUUCAUGCAACACACCUCUAAUCUAGGGCCUGUUUCAUAAAGGACUUGCAUCUAUUGUAACCUUGCCAUUAUGGCAACUACCAUGGAAACCUUGAUUAUGAUUGGCUGCCGAGCCCUAUUACCAUGGUAGUUGCCAUAUGGCAUGGCAAAGUUACAACAGUUGCAAGUCCUAUAUGAAACGGGCCCCUGGUGAACACCUCCAAACGGUAGGCGUGUUUCAUCAAGGUGUUUUUCUAAAAUAGCAAUGACUUUAUGAAUGACUUGAAUGUGAAAAGCCAAUUGGAUGCUCGGUCAGUUUCUAAUCUACUUAGCGAAAAUUGAAAUAUGCAGACUUUGAUUAAAAUUCUGAAUUGUUAUGAACAUCAUAAAUGCAAAACACAUUUCGUCUACAAUCUUACAGGCAUUGUCAUGGCUCUUCAAGUCAUGGUCAUUCAUGUGCAAUUUCUUUCACAAAACAAAAUGGGCAAGGCUAUAGGAAAUGCCGAAAAAUAUGUUUGACAUUUUCCAUUGUUGUACCAUUUUUGCAAAAGAAA
Lytechinus variegatus (green sea urchin) is the source of this 3364-nucleotide messenger RNA. RefSeq names its product probable ATP-dependent RNA helicase DDX10. NCBI's taxonomy places the organism in Eukaryota, Metazoa, Echinodermata, Echinoidea, Temnopleuroida, Toxopneustidae. Gene Ontology annotation, cellular component: nucleus. The transcript is spliced from 16 exons. Gene Ontology annotation, biological process: rRNA processing. The coding region runs from base 1 to 2487 and encodes 828 amino acids. Gene Ontology annotation, molecular function: ATP binding; nucleic acid binding; RNA helicase activity. The record is from RefSeq and is a predicted model, not a curated record.